Molecule: messenger RNA, 3605 nt
Organism: Megalops cyprinoides (Indo-Pacific tarpon)
Lineage: Eukaryota; Metazoa; Chordata; Actinopteri; Elopiformes; Megalopidae
Gene: vwa7
Product: von Willebrand factor A domain containing 7
Exons: 18
Coding region: 436-3414 (992 amino acids)
Source: RefSeq, a predicted model, not a curated record
UAAUGCGCAGAAGAUGAGCUGGAGGACAGGACUGUGAACCAAGUAUUUGUGCUGGUGCAUGGGUGAGUGUCUGUAUGCCCUGCCUGGCACAAACCGCGCAUGCCUGCAGUGUUUGCGUAUCUUGGACAGUGGCAUCGGCAGAGCCCUGGUGGCUCUGGCAGGACAGAUAAGCAGGGAGAGUGACAGACAGAAGAUAACGCCACGGCAAAAGGGAUGCACUCUCUCUCGCUUGCCCUCUCUGUCACGCCACAUCCUGUCAACAACUCAUCAGCGCCAUAACAGACGCUCUGGUCUCGCACCUCCAGGACCACAGGUUCCUUUCACAGACUUCAAAAGGCUGCAGGUUCUGCUGAGGUUUCUGCAGCCCCGCCUCCACCCUCAGAAACCCUGCCCCUGUCUCGCCCCCGCCCUGCCCUGCGCUCCUCUGUAGCAGCAAUGCAGCCUGGGGGCAGGAUGUGGGACCGGAUCCGGAUCGGGCUGUGUGUGCUCAGCUGCCUCCUGCUGGCUCCGCCGGGCUGCCUGGCCUUCCUGCCCAACUUCUGGUCCCGGGUGCUGACCCUGUCCUGGGACUCAUACACACACCAGUACAUGACCGAGCAGGCCCUGCUCAACAUCACGCUGGACACCCUGCGGCUGCUGCCGGCGCGUCGCCACGGCGACGCUGGGGACGAGGCAGAACUGGGCCGCGGGUUCUGGCGAGCCGUGCGGGAGGUGGUGCAGUCCAACGCGGCCAUGGACUUCCUGAGCACCACGCGGUCUGACCCGGUGUACCACUUUGACUCGGAGCGAAUCGAGGGCGCCAUUGAAAUGCUGCGGGAGUUCUGGUCUCAGACCCUGCUUUCUGCACGGGCCAGGGAGUACCAAGGAGCCAGAGGUAGCCUUGGCAAGCUGCUCCACUCACUGCAGGAUUUCUACAGCCACAGUAACUGGGUAGAGAUGGGUCAGACCUCUGUCUACCUUCACCUGCUGCACCCUGGAGAGCCCUCCCUACCUGUGGCCUCAGAGGACACGCCCACCUGCUCAGACUGUGACAGCAUCAUCUGCUGGAACAAUAUUCUGCCAGAACUGACCCAGAAAGAGCACCCACUGCUCACUACUGGUUAUUUUGGCACUGACCUCGCUAAACCCCCAGGUAAAUGCAGUCACGGGGGGGUGCUAGAUAGCAGCCGAGCACAGAGGGCUCGGGGAGGGAUCAACAAGGACAGCACCUCCCCCCUCUUCUCCCCCCAUCACUAUCUCCAUGACGACGCUGCGCGGCUCGCCAGCGCCGCCACCGCGGCUGUGCUACAAGACCUCAGGGACGCGGUGGGGGCCGCGGAGUUCCUCAGGCUGUUCAGCGUGAAACAGCAGCCGGCGCUGGUGUUUGUGAUGGACACCACAGGCAGCAUGUUCGAGGAGAUCACCGCCGCCCGUCGCCGCGCCCACUCCAUCAUCCAGGCCCGCGCCAGCACCCCCAAGCGGCCGGGCACCUACCUGCUGGUGCCCUUCCACGACCCAGCUGUAGGGCCUGUGUAUGAGACAGAGGACCCAGAGCGCUUCAUUCAGUACCUGGAGGACCUGAUGCCCCUUGGGGGUGGCGAUGAGCCUGAGAUGUGCCUCACUGCUAUACAGCUGGCCCUGACACGCAGCCCCCCUCUGUCUGACAUCUUUGUGUUCACGGACGCUUCUCCAAAGGAUGCAUACCUGUACAGCGCAGUGGAGGCACUGACACGAGAGAAACAGAGCAAGGUUAGUUUCCUGCUGACGGAGGACCCAGGCCACAUCAGGAGGGUUCGGGGUGUGAGAGAGAGGAGAGAGGUCUUGUCUCCAGACAGGUUUUCUCUAUACUCUUCUCUCUCCUCUGUGUCGGGUGGACUGACCAUCUUCACAACAAACUCUGACAUCUACAAUGUGUCCUCCAUUGUCCAGGACAGCAUAGUCGCCAGCAAGGUCACUCUGCUGCAUGUGGAGAGUGACUCUGUGUCGGUUUCCUCUCACUCCUUCCGCGUGGACAGUGCGGUGAGGACGGUCACUCUGCACCUGACCGGAACUCUGACCCACUGUGUGCUCAGCAGCCCCUCAGGUGACCAUCAGUCUCUCCUGGACCAGUCUGGUCCCUUGGCAGAAUUGAAGCAUUUUAAAGGACUGUACCGGAUCACCUUGCUGCCCCCGAUGGAGCCAGGGCAGUGGAACCUCAAUGCGUCCGCGGAGGGUCCCGUCACGCUCAAUGUCAUUGGUGACAGCAACAUGGACUUCCUGUACUAUUUUGCAGUUGAGGCCAAUGACACUCAUCCUGGGCUGGCCAGAGUGGAGGGCAGUCCAGUAGCAGGUGUGCAAACAUUUCUGGUGCUGUCUGUAAUGGGCUUGUCUUCCAAUGAGGAUGCUUCUUUCAGUCAUGUGACACUCCUGGGUGGCAACGGGGAGAGCCUGCUGAAGGUGCCACUCAACUCCUCGUCCUCUCCUUCCUCUGGGGAAGAGCUGGUUGGCUGGAUGGAGUCAGUACCCCGAGAACCGUUCUGUGUACGGCUGUCUGGAAAGGACGGAAGAGGGAACAAGCUGGAGAGGGUCUCCACAGAGAUGAUACAGCCCACUCAUGUACAGAUACAGGUCCUCUCUCCUCCUCACCUGGUUCUGGGGCGUCCCACCACAGUCAGUUUCGAUGUAUGGAACCAUGGCCCUGCCCGCCACUUCAUACUGACUGCCAAUGAUGAUCAUGGCUUCCUAACACAGAGAGGGCCCCACAGACUGUCAGUGGGGGAGAGGGCAGCAGUUAAGGGGGAGGUGGAGUUGAAGGCCCCAGAGGACACAGAGUCAGGGGGGGCUGUCACCCUCACACUCACUGUCCAAGCGCUAGAUUCCCCUGACGCGAACUACGCAGUGGCACUCCUGACCAUCAUGCCACAAACCCCCGAUAUGACCCCCCCUUCCUGCUCCCCGAUGCGCGUGGAAGCUGCCUGCCCUCCCCUCUGCAGCCAGGCCAGCUGGACUGUGUCUCUCAUGGUGGCCGACAGGGGGCGCUCCGGCCUGGCCGCGCUGCAGCUCUCCCAGGGCCAGGGCGUCCUGACUUUGCUCCGGGGUCGGAAAACAGGAACGCAGAAACCACGGCGACGGGAGGGAAAGCAAGGGCAAGGGAAGGCAGAUGGGAAGGGCACACUGGAGGAGCCCCGCCUCCUGCAGGGCCAGCCCCCUUUUAAUGUGUCCGCAUGGGCGGGAGGCGCGCCCCUGCGUGUGCGCUACACUGCCAGCUGCUGCGCUCCCCUGGCUGAGCUCAUCGCCUGGGAUGGCGUAGGAAACAUGAGGCGCUGCCAUUUGUCCUCCAGCCAGCAGAGGGAGACACUAGAGAGUAACAGCAGUAGUACAGCGCAGAAGACUGCAGUGACACCGCUAAUGUGGGGUUUAAUGGGAGCCCUGCUGAUAAUUUCAGCCCUUGUGUGACUCUGUGAUUCAGCUUUACCAGCAUGAUGGCAUUAAGACUCUUUUUGCUGGGCUGAAUCCUUCGUUCAAGCGUCUUAAAGUGCAAGCAAAUCCAAAACCCAAACAAGCCUCAUUGCAUUAUGUAUUGACCUAGCAGAUGCUCUUAUCCAGAGCAACUUACAUCAAUUACAGGUUUUUACAAUGUUAUCCAU